Messenger RNA from Besnoitia besnoiti, 2139 nucleotides. Its product is annotated as rhomboid protease ROM4. The transcript is spliced from 9 exons. Gene Ontology annotation, biological process: proteolysis. NCBI's taxonomy places the organism in Eukaryota, Apicomplexa, Conoidasida, Eucoccidiorida, Sarcocystidae. The record is from RefSeq and is a predicted model, not a curated record. Bases 1 to 2139 code for a protein of 712 amino acids. Gene Ontology annotation, molecular function: serine-type endopeptidase activity. Gene Ontology annotation, cellular component: membrane.
AUGGCGCUGCCUAGCUCGUCACCGGCCAGCUCGGCAGCCGACGGCGCCCAUGCCGAGUCUCUGUACCGUGAACUAGGCCAAAGCAAAACCCUCAUGCUGCACGCUGCAGUGUCGAAAUUCUUUAUUCAAGAGAGCAUCGCACUUGCGGGGCCUGGCUACCCUGGCAACUUGCUGAAGUGGAAUUCGUCGCGGGGUUCAGGGGACUGGCCAGAAACCGCGCGAGUGUACGGCCUCUUUCCGGAUAUCCGUGCAGGAGACGCUCUGGAGACGACUACGGCGAGUCGCCCAAGCAUCAAGCGACCGGAGAGGCCGAGCAUCCGCCCAGUUGAGGCCCAGCGGCCUCCGCCUGCGCAUGCGGGCAACCGCAGCGGCAGUGGCGACAAGAACGGUAGCGGGGCGGGAACCCCUCUGCAUCCAGAGGGUUCUCGCCCUGUGCCCAUAACCCCGGGAUCUUGCAAUCCACUUUUAGGCAGUGCUACGCCCGUCGUGACAGAGACGAGUACGCUGCAAACCCCGGGCACAGAAGUUCCCCAAGCGUCUGCCACCGCUGCGCUGAUGGCUGACGCUGAGUCACCCACCCCACCUGGGCAGGCUGAGGGGGGCGCCGUGACCCAAGAAGCAAACGGCGCGUCGGCAGACGGACUGAACCAGCACAUCUACGAGAGAAGCGCCUUAUACUUUGGACCGCAGGAAAUUGGUGAUGACGACCCUUUGAUCCACAACCUACCAGAUGGUGUGGUUGGCCGUCGUGCGCCGGCGAACCCUCUCAACUCGCCGAUGCUCGCAUGGAUCCGAGGAGGCAAGAAGAAGGCGAGGCCGAAAGUCCGAGAUCCGAAGCUGAAAAACAACCCUCUUCGAGGUCGCGUUGUUGUCUGCAUCAGCACUACAGCACUUCUCUUCUGGAUAUUCAUGUGGGAAAUGCUGUACAACUACACCAGCUAUAACGGGCGAUGUGUGAGCCCAGUUCUCUACCCGGAUUUCAAGCUGGCAAACGAGAAGCAGCGACAGCCAUAUGUCAUCCGCUACGGAUACGGAGGCUGCGAACACAACCUAGGUUCGCUGAUGUAUCCCCGCGCUGCGGUUGGAACACGCGCAGGUGACAAAGGGUGGCCGAAAGACCUGGUUCCGAACGGGAGUGCAGGAGCGUCGUCAGCCUCGUGGGAUUCCCCGAACUCCCGUAUCCUGCGUCACUUGGGUGGCUUGGAGACGAACUAUAUCCGCGAGUACGAUGAGGUGUUCAGGCUGUUCACGGCAAUGUACAUGCACGGCGGAUGGCUCCAUAUUUUCAUCAAUCUCUCAUGCCAAAUCCAGAUUCUCUGGAUUAUCGAGCCGGAUUGGGGAUUUUGGAGAACAGCGCUGCUCUUCUUCAUAGGAGGCGUAUCAGGGAACCUGUUAUCAGCUGUUGCGGAUCCGUGCAGCAUCACAGUUGGAUCCUCUGGUUCCAUGUACGCGUUGCUCGGCGCGCUUAUCCCGUACUGUGUCGAGUACUGGAAGUCUAUCCCAAGACCAGGCUGUAUUCUCCUUUUCAUGAUAGCUGUUGUGAUUGUCGGCAUCUUGACGGGCAUGACUGGUUUCACGGACAACUACGCUCACAUGGGUGGCGCUGUCGGUGGAAUUUUGUGGGGUUUUGCCUCUAUUACGACUGUCUCUGCUUGUGACAAAUGCACUCUCGGAGAGCGCAUGGCGACAACGCCCCCCUUCAGUUGGUGUGUGCCCAAAAAGACGCAAGAGAGACUUCUGGAGAGAGCAAAGGCGAGAAAGAAGGAAGCCAUCCGGAGACGAAAGCUUCAGGCGAUGCAAAAGAAAAGGGCAGGAGGUGCCCGCGGGAAGGCGAUGUACGCUGUGAAAAUGCGUCUGCAGGAAGAAGGCAGGCCUCCUUGCAAAAUGAGCUUCCGAGAAUGGGUCAUUCGAGGCUUGUGCGCGGCUGGCCUUAUCGCCUUCUGGGUCAUUUUGUUUGUUUACUUGCUGGACCCGACAUUAUACAAGACGUACGCUCCUCCAGGCCAGCUGAAGUUCAGUGGCUGGCUCUAUUGUAAGUGCGGUACCAUCGUCUAUCAGGCGCCGCAGACGUUCGGCAAUUUUGGCCGCUAUUGGUGUUUUGGAAAUGAGAAGGAUGCGAAGUUCUAUCUCGAGGCAUAG